Hippoglossus stenolepis (Pacific halibut) is the source of this 4284-nucleotide messenger RNA. RefSeq names its product colony stimulating factor 2 receptor subunit beta (gene csf2rb). NCBI's taxonomy places the organism in Eukaryota, Metazoa, Chordata, Actinopteri, Pleuronectiformes, Pleuronectidae. The transcript has 15 exons. Gene Ontology annotation, biological process: cytokine-mediated signaling pathway; immunoglobulin mediated immune response. Gene Ontology annotation, cellular component: external side of plasma membrane. Gene Ontology annotation, molecular function: protein binding; cytokine receptor activity. The record is from RefSeq and is a predicted model, not a curated record. Bases 193 to 2268 code for a protein of 691 amino acids.
GACUUCUCGACAGCGUUGGCGAGGAGCCGGCUGACGAGAAGGAAGCAGUGGAGGCAGACUGACGGAUGGCGAAAGGCAGAGUUGGUUUUUUUCAGGCUGUGACGUCUCGUUGAUAUGAAUGCACUCACUUCACUCCUGCUGAGAGCAGCUCGGAAAAGAACGGCCUCUUAACGCUCCCUGUCCCCAAAAACGAUGCCUCUCCUCUGGGUCGUGCUGUGGUCGGCGCUCCCUCUUCUGGUUCUCCCCUCUGGUCCAGAUCGCUGCAGCGUCCGUGAGAGCAGCAGCUCACCGAACGAGUCUCCACUGCUGGAAUCCUUAAGUUGCCAUAACGACUACGAGUCCUUCGUCCACUGCAGAUGGAGGAAACACGGAGACACGUCACCGCAGCUUUGGUUCCAAACUGAAAACAACAGGAAGUUGUGUGAGCCGUACAGUCCGCCAGGCCCAGAUGAACCCGGGACCGUCCAGUGUAGAUAUGAAACUCGUGCGUUUUCCAUCGGGGGCAAACACACCGUCUUCUUCCUCGAGAACGAGACGCAGACUGUUUGUUCAUCGGCCCCACACAAGCCUCUGGAUCUCUCUCAGCACUUGAGAGCUCGUCCACCAGCGGAUCUGUCUGCACACGAUCCAGGAGACGGAGGCCGAUGGCUCAGCUGGUCCAGUCCCUACUCCUCCUCCUCCUCCUCCUCCUCCUCCUCCUCCUGGAUCGGAAAUCUCAGCUACCAGCUCAGCUACAGACCAGAGCAACACGACCACUGGACUACCGAUGAAGUCACAAACACCAGCGUGAAACUCGAGAGGCAACUGUUGCUGCCCGGUCGCAGGUACGACGCCCGGGUGAGGGCCCGGGCCAGCGUGGGCCAGUGGAGCUCCUGGAGUCCGGUGGUGACCUGGAAGACUGAGGAAGACACUAGGCAGUUUCCCAGUUUGCAUUGUGUGCUGCAUGGAGAGAAGGAGGUGAUGUGCAGCUGGGAGGUGAGCAGAGAGCUGGCUCCCUUCAUUAGCUACCAGCUGGCCUGUCGACACCGCCACACUGCAGUGUCUGAGAGAUGCUGCAUGAACCCAACAGUCAGCUCGGAGGGCAGCAGCACGGCCCUGAGGUACAGCUGCUCACUGACCAGCACAGACCCUGCACAUCUGCUGCUGGAGCUCCUACCAACACACACAGCCAGGACGUUUGAGGCCUACCAGCACAUCCGUCCCAACCCGCCACGGCAGCUGAGAGUGAAAGAGAAAGACAACAAGUGGAUCGUGGAAUGGACUGAACCGAGCACAGCUUCCAAACUGAAACUGUCCUAUCAGGUCUGCUACCACAGAACACAGGAUCAGGAAUGUUCCACCCCGCUGAACAUUUCCGAGGGGUCCACGUCCCUCACCAUCCAGGGAGCGUCUCUGGCCCCGUCCCAGCUCCACCAGGUCAAAGUCAGGUCCCUGGUCGCCCCCGGAGACGGUUCCAGGUACGAGGGGAUCCCGUCUGAAUGGACCGAUCCCGUAGACUGGACUUCACACGCAGGAACCUGGUCCCUCACCACCUUGAUAUAUGUUCUCAUCGGUGUGUUUGCGGUCACGGUCUUCUUCACACUCUACUGCACCAUUCCAGCUUGUCAAAGGAGGGUCAUCCUGUGGGUGGAGUCCGUUCCCUCUCCACACAAAAGUAACAUCCUGUGUGAGAUCAAGUGUGCUACCAGUUGGACGCUGCAGACUGAGGACACGUCCAUCUGCAAAGUGCUACUGGACAACACAUCGGAAUGCUCCUCACUGGGUUCCCUGGUGCCGAUCACCACAGUUAACGAAAAGCUGCUGGAGCCGGACGAAGGUUUCUGGAACAGUGACGACUUGUCCAGUCCUGCUGAGAAGAUGAGUUUCAGUGGACCGUACAUCUUCUGCAAGGGAUCAGAGCCCGGCCACAAGUCGGAGGAGGUCGAGUGUCUGGAGAAAGACGACAGGACCUCAUCAGAGGACUUUCCCCCCCCUGUGAAAUUCACCCAGAACGGAGACGGCUACGUGUCUCUACCCAACCGCGGCGUCUCCAGGUCCACACAGGACCUGGUGUCUAACAGCGUUGUCAACACAAGCACACACGGGCAGGACAGCGUGGAGCAGGACCCACAGAGGGCAGACACCACGCCGGGGUCAGAUAAGCCUGACCUCAGCGAGGCCACCAGCAAGGAGCCACCUCCGGGCUACACCCGUGGACCUUUCACCCCCUGGCCUCAAGGUGGCAGUGUACAACCCUCGGGGUACUGCCACCUCCCACAGCACACAUGAGCAAAGUGACCUGCCACAUGUCAGAGGAGCACAUGAAGAAGGAGCCAUCGGGCUUUAAUCUGCAGAUAAUAACAAUUUAUCAAGCUGCGGUUUCCUCUGAUGUUAAAGGCUUUUAACUUCCCAUGCUUCCAUGUGAAACAAACAGAAUCACAUGUGUUGAUCAUUGGGCUGUUGCACAUUAGAGUGGAUUUAUUUAGAUUUGUCUUCCUCUGACCUGAGAUCAGAGUGUCCAACCAAUGGGGGGCAGUAGUGAGCUGAACCUGUAAUUAAGGGGUUUGACGUCAGUUUGAAACACAAACUAACUUCAAACAGAGGUCAGGAUAAAAUAACAGGAUCAUGUCAAAGCUCGUCAUUUUCACUGGGACAGGGUUUGAGAUUCUCAUUUCCAUUUUUGCUAUUUAUUUGGCAGAUUUUUCGCUCAUGUGAAGUUACAGUUAAGAUCUGUGUUGAAGUGUCAUAUGUUUUUAUUAGUUCCUCAAACGUCAUGUCUGUGUCACAGCUGAGAUAAGAAGCUAAGUUAUGUAAACUGAAUGUUUACUGUACAAAAUAUGCCUGUUUGCACAAAGCUGAGUUUAGCCCUUGUUUUCAAUGUGAAUGUACAUAUGUGUUAUUUCUGCUCUUAAGUUGCACCAGGAUCAUCACUGUGAGUUUUAAAACACAUGUUAAAGCCACCUUAAAGUUAGGAGACUUUCCUUUUGGACCCUUUGAGGAGACGUCUGAUGUGUUUGGAACUUUCCGUGGACCGUGUGAUUUCUUUGUGGAUCUUUUCUUGGACCUCUUGUUGCGUUCGCGGACUUCAGCCUCGUUGUCUUCGUUGCAUUUGGUGAUGUCAUGGUAUCCAUGUUCUCCAAAAGGCAAGCCAAAGCGCCUCGAACGCCCCCCUGGUGGCUGCCUGCAGCAUUGCUCAUAAACUCUGCGUUUCCCAUGCUAGUUGAUAGGACAUGGACCAAACUAAAAUGUGAAUGUAUGUAUCAAAUACAUUUAACUCAUGGAUCGUUUCUGUAAUUUGCUAAGUUUGGUUUUAAUUAGUUAUUUGAUGCUAUAAAAAUGCGGUGAAAGGUCAUGAUUGACAGCUGAGACUGACUCAGGACUGGUCACACACACACACACACAGUAUUUGUUGUGCAGGCAUGUAUGAGACUGCAAAGCAACAUUACUGUAAAACAUUUAUAUCAGGAGAGUAUUGUGGCGGGAAUGACGCAGAAGUCUUUCUUGUCUCUGCAGCGAGAACACAAUGCUGGAAUUCCAGGCAUGCUGAUAUUGACUUCCUGUGUUCUCAGCCCAUCGCUAGGUACAGCUUCCUGUCUGAUGAGGCUGAGGAGCAGUUUGACUCACACACCGACGGAGUCACGACGCCCGCGAAGGCGCACAUUUUCUGGCGUUGACUAUGGUUGUGGAACUGGAAAGUGAUUUAAUGGGUUUUCACAGGUUUGUCCAGAUGUUCAGCUCCAAAAACAGUCACAUUCCGCAGUUUCACAUCCACCGUCAGGGAGCGUUUGUUCCCUGAAGGAGGUCGGUGCUUUGGACAGAUUCACAUCGAUCCUGAUCAGUGAAAAGGAAAGGACGAGGUUGUGUGUGGACGGACGCAGCAGGGUUAGUGUGUAUGUGUCUGCUAUCCGGGUGGAUGUGUGGUCAUCUGUGUACAGCGUGUCCCUGUCCGCUCUCGUACAUAAAAACAGGAAAAUAAAAGCGCUGGAAGGUGUAGGGAGUGUGCGGAGCCACACGGAUGCUUGUGUAACCUCCUGUUCAAAGGCCUCCUGUUUCCUCAGCCCUGUCCAGCAGGGAAUCCAGGCCACACUCAAACACACGGUCACGUCAGAGACUUGUCGUCUGAGGUUGUCGGGACAAUUACGGGCUUUUUGCCAUUUCGUUUUCGUUUCUUUUAAAGUUCUGUAUUUUCUUAUGACUUGCUGGUCAAGUGGUGACAACCUCACAUGCCCACAUAUGUCUAUGCAUAUAUUUUACACUUGCUGUCUUCAUCAUGAGUUUAAAUAAAUUGUGCUUUUCUUAACUUUU